CCGCAGCAGCAUCAGCAGCAGCAGCAACAGCAGUCACCACCCCCUUUUCGCGCGUCGUCCUUGACUUAUCUCGCCGCGCGCCCACGACAUCCAUCCCCACCCACACACGUCUAGUCGACGCAUACCUCGUCCAACACAUCCGUGCGGAGCACGGACACGUGUAACACCCCCCAGUUUGCGAGGACCAUUCGCUUUGCAUUGGCCUGAACAAUCGCCCUCUGUCCGCGACAAGUCCACGACGACACACACACAACACACCCUACACACACACUGCACCGCUGUCGUCUUCCUCGACACCUCUAUCGACUUGGCAUCCCCUUUCCACACAUCCCAUGUCGACUCAUCAUACCAGCCCGAAGCGGGUUGGCGUCGGCGCCAUUCGCCAUCCCCAAGCAGAGUACACCGGGGCAACUCCAAUGAGCAGCACCGCCGACUUGCCCAUUAGCAACACGUACUCGAUCAAGCCUUCGCGCAACUCGACUGGGUACGCGACGGGAUCCGACUACUCGCUGGGAAUGACGGCCACGACGAGGGCGCCAAACGCCAUGCUCGCUAGCCCCCCUUCCGCCUUCCGCACCCAGGAGAUCACCCCCAACUUUGCCGCGCCUUCACACCCAUCCACGUCAAGGCAGUACUCUGACACGUCGCUGGCUCCGUCGCAGUCGUCGUCGUCUUACGGCCAGUACUCGGCGUCCAAUUCGCCAAACCUCAACAGGCACUCGUACACGCUGAAUCCCGGACCCCAGGCGCCCCAGCCUCCACGUCCCGUUCGUUCCGGCACCCUGCCUGCUGGCGAGCACCCGGGUGCUGGCCUCAACGGCCACUAUGCCAACCCCACCUACUCAAUGAUCAGCCCCAACAACGGUACCUAUGGAGCCCCCUCCAUCCCAUCGGUGCCGGUGGUGCCAUUCCAGAGUGGACCGCUGGAGCAGAGCUUCGAGUCAAAGCUCUCGUUGGGUCCAACCAUCCCCGUCCAGAUGGGGCAGGACGCGCCAAAGGACACUGGUGCUCCUCCCACCGUUCGCGCCCGCAGUGGUACUGGCAAGAGCUCCAAGGACAAGAAGUCCGUCUUUGGAUUCAUGAGUGACCUCCUGAACAACUCGAACACCAAGCAGCCGGUCAUCUCGACACCAUACGACCCGAUUCACCUCACUCACGUUGGUUUCGACUACAACACUGGCCAGUACACUGGUAUGCCCCAGGAGUGGCAGAAGAUUCUUGACGACAACGGCAUCACCCGUGCCGAGCAAGAGGAGAACCCCGACAAGGUCUUGGCUGUGGUCCAGUUCUACCAGAACCGCGACGCUCCCGAGGCUGCGGAUGACGAGGAUGUGUGGAACAAGAUGCGUGGCGUCCAGCCAAGCCACCACAUGUCGCCAGGCAGCUCGCCACAACCGCCCUCGACAGACAUGUCGCGAGAGAACAGCAACGACAAUGGCUUCGACCCGCACACCUUCCACAACCCUCGUGCGGCCCCCGCGCCUCCCCUUGGCUCUCAGACCAACUUGCGCGCCGAGCGUGCCGCGCCAAGUGCUCCUGGCCAGAAGCCCCGUGUGCCUCAGUCGUCGUCGCCAUCGACUCAGCCGCUCGCCCCCUCGACUCUCGAUCGCUCCAUCUCGCAGCGCGCCCCUUCCAACACGUCGUCAAAGCCGCUCGACCGCUCCAUCUCUACCCGUGCCCCACCAACGCAAAAGCCAUCGCCGCCCCUCCACAAGUCGCAGUCGCAGUCUGGCCGCCGCAGGGAGCGCGAACGCGAGCGUGAGCCGACUCCUGGUGCUAGCACUCCCGCCGGUGGUGUCGCGCGCUCCACGACCAAGGGUCGUGAGGCUGGUGCGCCGCGCCGACGAGACAAGGCCAAGGAGAACGAGGAGGUCAUUCGCCAGCUGCAGACGAUCUGCUCGCCCGGUGACCCCAACCUUAUCUACAAGAACCUUGUCAAGAUUGGUCAAGGUGCUUCGGGCGGUGUCUUCACCGCCUACGACCGCAGCCAGACGCCGGUCGCCAUCAAGCAGAUGAACCUUGAGAAGCAGCCCAAGCAGGACCUGAUCAUCAACGAGAUUCUCGUCAUGAGGGAGUCUGCCCACCCCAACAUUGUCAACUUCAAGGACUCGUACCUCUGGAAGGGUGACCUUUGGGUCGUCAUGGAGUACAUGGAGGGUGGUUCUCUUACCGACGUGGUCACUGCCCACUGCAUGUCGGAGGCACAGAUUGCCGCCGUCAGCCGUGAGACCUGCGAGGGUCUGCGUCACCUGCACUCCAAGGGUGUCAUCCACCGUGACAUCAAGAGUGACAACAUCCUGCUCUCUCUCAAUGGAGAUGUCAAGCUCACCGACUUUGGCUUCUGUGCCCGUAUUGCCGACCCGAUGUCGACCAAGCGCACGACCAUGGUCGGCACCCCCUACUGGAUGGCACCCGAGGUUGUCACCCGCAAGGAGUACGGACCCAAGGUCGACAUCUGGUCUCUGGGUAUCAUGGCGAUUGAGAUGCUCGAGGGCGAGCCACCCUACCUCAACGAGAACCCUCUCCGCGCGCUCUAUCUCAUUGCGACGAACGGCACACCCAAGAUCAAGGACUGGGACAAGCUGUCGAGUGUCUUCCGCGACUACCUCCAGAGAUGUCUCACGGUCGACUCGGAGAAGCGCCCAUCUGCAGAGCAGCUGUUGGGCCACGAGUUCUUCAAGUACGCGGCCAAGCUCUCGAGCCUGUCUGGUAUGAUCAAGAGCGCCCGCAAGGGCAACUAGGUCAAGCCACAACCGCAACUACCUACCCAGAAGCCUGCCCGCAAGGGCAGCUAGGCAGAAGACACUGCCUUGUCGCGUCGACGACGCCUAACCCCCGCCAUUUUCUCAUCUGUCACUCAAAACCGUGUCCAUUGCAUCCGUGCUGCUCCAUCCGGCUCCCAUCCGCCUCCCAUCCGACUCCGCCAUCCGCAUCUAGUCUAGGCCCCCUUGUAUACAGUUUUCUCUCAUCAUGCGCAGAAAACAAGUCGUCGUAGUCUGCCAUUGAAAUGAAAUGCCUG
Messenger RNA from Vanrija pseudolonga, 3019 nucleotides. It is a transcript of the gene SMU1, whose product is annotated as Serine/threonine-protein kinase SMU1. Bases 333 to 2741 code for a protein of 802 amino acids. Gene Ontology annotation, biological process: intracellular signal transduction; regulation of MAPK cascade; protein phosphorylation. Gene Ontology annotation, molecular function: ATP binding; protein serine/threonine kinase activity. Lineage: Eukaryota; Fungi; Basidiomycota; Tremellomycetes; Trichosporonales; Trichosporonaceae. Gene Ontology annotation, cellular component: cytoplasm. The record is from RefSeq and is a predicted model, not a curated record. The transcript is spliced from 5 exons.